Trametes versicolor FP-101664 SS1 is the source of this 1485-nucleotide messenger RNA. RefSeq names its product MFS general substrate transporter. The transcript is spliced from 14 exons. Gene Ontology annotation, molecular function: transmembrane transporter activity. Gene Ontology annotation, cellular component: membrane. Gene Ontology annotation, biological process: transmembrane transport. NCBI's taxonomy places the organism in Eukaryota, Fungi, Basidiomycota, Agaricomycetes, Polyporales, Polyporaceae. The record is from RefSeq and is a predicted model, not a curated record. The coding region runs from base 33 to 1412 and encodes 459 amino acids.
GUCUAGAUAAAAGGACGUACUCCGAGUCCAGCAUGUCGGAGGUCGAGCUGUCCAACAUGCACUCUCGGGUGCCCCAUCUUCCUCACGACCCUACCACACCAGCGGCAACAGCCGUGGAUGAGGGGAAAGAGGUUGAAUAUGUCGAGACUAACGCGGCAGCGAACAGCGAGCAGCCCAGUCGUGCACAAUCUACCACUUUCCCCGCUACGACGCCUGCCAUGAAACUCAAAGCGAGAAUACAGUUCGCAACCUUGUGUUGGAGCUUAUUCAUGGCCGGCUGGAACGAUGGCACAACGGGACCUCUGUUGCCCCGCAUACAAUCUGUUUAUCACGUUGGCUUUGCCGUCGUGUCCUUGAUCUUCGUCUUCAACUGCGUUGGUUUUGUCACAGGAGCUGCAGCAAAUGUAUGGUUGACCGAUCGCCUUGGGUUCGGCACGGUCAUGGUUAUUGGCGCAUUUGCGCAAGUUGUCGGUUAUUCUCUGGAAGCCCCUGCGCCUCCUUUUCCCGUCUUCGUUCUCGGCUACGCGAUCAAUGGCUUUGGAUUAUCUCUCCAGGACGCGGGCGCAAACGGGUUCGUUGCUUCCCUCAAAGACAACGCCGCCACGAAAAUGGGCAUAUUGCACGCUGUCUACGGUGUCGGCGCUUUGUCUUCACCUCUCGUUGCGACGCAGUUCUCCCAGAUCACUCACUGGUCGUUCCACUACCUCGUGUCCCUCGGCAUUGCGCUCUCCAACGUCAUUGUCCUCAUCGCUGUGUUCCGUUUCAAAGACCAAGACACUUGCCUCGCGGAGAUCGGUCAAACACCGAGCCACGAUGAACAGAGCACCACAAACAGCAAGUACACUCAAAUAUUCGGCCUGCGGGCGCUUCACCUCUUAGCGUUCUUCAUCCUCAUCUACGUUGGUGUGGAGGUUACGCUGGGAGGCUGGAUCGUUACUUAUGUCAUUCAGCUGCGCGGUGGUGGCCCUUCCUCCGGUUACAUCUCGUCCGGCUUCUUCGGCGGGUUGACAUUGGGACGCGUUGGGCUGCUGUGGGUAAAUCAGAAGAUCGGCGAGCAACGCGCGAUCUGCGUGUAUGGCAUUCUGGCUAUUGCGCUCGAACUCGUGAUCUGGCUCGUCCCCUCCCUCAUCGGCGGCGGCAUUGCCGUCUCGUUCGUCGGCGUCCUGCUCGGACCCAUCUACCCCAUCGUCAUGAACCACGCCGCGCGCGUUCUCCCGCCCUGGCUACUCACCGGCUGCAUUGGGUGGAUUGCCGGCUUCGGUCAGGCGGGCUCUGCAUUGCUCCCCUUCCUUACCGGCGCCCUCGCGUCGCGCGUUGGUAUCAAAAGUCUUCAGCCUCUGCUAGUGUCGAUGAUGGGCUUCAUGGUCUUCCUGUGGGCGCUGGUGCCGCGUACCCCGCGCCGGGUAGACUGAUUUUCGCGCGGAACGAGUGCCCUGUAUGGGCGCGACUAUGUGUAUGUUGUAAGGUCCUCCUGCUUUAUCUGUU